Molecule: messenger RNA, 1952 nt
Organism: Plodia interpunctella (Indianmeal moth)
Lineage: Eukaryota; Metazoa; Arthropoda; Insecta; Lepidoptera; Pyralidae
Exons: 1
Coding region: 1-834 (277 amino acids)
Source: RefSeq, a predicted model, not a curated record
AUGCCGGAGGAAGACGUCAGCGACCUGAGGGAUGUCGUCGAUGCGAUCAACAAAUUAUGCGAGACCAUGAAGACUUCGCACUAUGAUGACGCGGAAACUAAUGAAGGAGCGGCUUGCGAACCGGAAAUAUGUAAAGUUUAUGAGGAAUCCGCUAUUAUUCCUCAGCAUACAACCGCCAUCUCCGAUCAGCCCGAAGUCGCCGCUUACGUUUAUGAAGAAGCGACUAUAGUUCCACAAUACACAGAAUACUAUACAGAUUUGAUUAGCCCGGGAGAGAUAUCCGUACAGAAAGUUGAAACGUAUACGGAUACGGUCAACCCAGACGAAUUAUUAGUUCGAAGAGUAGACUCUUAUCGAGAUAUAGUCAUCCCUGAAGAGUCAUCAGAUCAAAAAGUAGAAUCCUUUAGGGAUUUGGCUACUCCCGAAGAAGUACCAGUUCAAAGAGUGGAAACUUAUCGUGCGGAAAGAUGGAGCGAUUCUCAGAUUUCGCUGCCCGGACAGACUGAGGACGUAGAAACCGUGACGUCCGAUACGGAACCGGCGGCCGCACAGUGCGAACCGCUUAGCGAAAUGUAUUAUACGGCUUCUUCUGAAGUGUCUCUUUUGUCCGAUUUGGAAUUACCAGAUAAAGCUCAAAUUGAUAACGAUUCCUUGCCGGAAAAGGACUCCAAAGACGAUAGAAAAGAAUGUGUGAUAGCGGGUCACGUGGCGGCCAUGAGGGAGCGGUUCGAAAGUAUGACGCGCGCCAACACGCCGUGUCCAGACCUGAUGAGGUCCAUGUCGCCUUCCCUAGACUUUAGGAAUAUUACUCCCUCGCCUGAUCACUUAGGAUAGUUAAUCUUCAAGUGUGUUCCAAUGGUUCUUUAUUAUAGAUUAGUUUUGUGGAUGGUCUUGUAAAGGGUUGGUAUCAGUAUUUGUGUAAAAUUGCUAGUCCUCGUCUUAAACACCAAUUUAUAGAAACGUGCCAAGGUGUCAUACACCGGUAGCUAAGCGGUUGUGAUUAUUUUCCGUAGCUCGUUUGAUCGCAAUUAACAAAAAGGUACAUAUCGAGUGUUUAGUUGUUGUUUAGCCAUUUUCAAGGCAAUAAAGAAUUAUAGAAUUAGGUGAAGGCUCGCUAAGAGUUAGUUAAUGUAAUCAUGUAACGAAAUUAUGAUGCAAAUUAUAUCCCAUGUUUAUCGUGAUUUUGGAAGCUCAAAUUUUGUAGUUUUAUAAUUAUUACAGAAUUGAUUAACAUAUUUAGGUAUAUACCUAUAUAAUAUACGUCGUGUAACUCAGACCAAGUAGCUUGUAUGGCCAAUAGCCAAUUCAAAAAAUCUUGAGUUCCGAAAAAUAAAAUGGAUUUAUACGCAACUUUUCAAAGUGAAAGACACAAGCCAAUAUUCAUUUUAUUUUUCGAUCGAGAAACAGAAUAUUUUAGAAAAUACAGUUAUAUGAGGAGAACGAUUCGUAGACAGAACAAAAAAAUAGAAAUUUUAGGCGAUAUAUAUUUUUCUUCAUCCAAAACUUGCCAUAAAAUUUGUGCAGUGCAAAAACCAUCCUAAUUUUUAUCUUUAAUUGGUGCAAACUGAACUAGAACAUAGAGCUCCCAAGUUAUCGUUUUGCAUUAUUCGUUGCAUUUUUGAAGUUGCCAUAAAUAUAUUAAAUAAGUUAACGUUGAUAAGUUUGUUGCGACAUUGAUUUUAACGUCGUUUACUUUGAAAUUAUCUGUUGUGAAUUUUCUAACGUAAAAUAUUUAAUUGGGUUAAAAGAUACUUUACCGUGAUACUAGUUUGAUACGAUAAUUUUUAUAAUUUUUAUUAAUUUAUAAGCCCGUUGUAAUCCACGUACUUAUCGUAAGGGUUUGGUAUUAAUAGUCCAACAGUCUAGUAUAGUAGUCUUGUAUUGAAAUGUGUUAUGUGUACAGAUGGAACCUUUAUUAUUGCAAUUCAAUAUACAGCUUUAUUAAUAAAUAA